Dacryopinax primogenitus is the source of this 651-nucleotide messenger RNA. RefSeq lists its product as uncharacterized. The record is from RefSeq and is a predicted model, not a curated record. Lineage: Eukaryota; Fungi; Basidiomycota; Dacrymycetes; Dacrymycetales; Dacrymycetaceae. The transcript has 3 exons. Bases 1 to 651 code for a protein of 216 amino acids.
AUGUCCUCAAUUUGUUCUGUUGCCAUCAUCAGUGGGCAUGGCAAGAUUGGCCUCUGCCUUGCCCACCUCCUCUCUCCCAAGUACACCAUCUCCUCAAUCAUAUGUUCCUCAACCCAGUUCCAGGAUAUCUUGACGACUGGUGCCCACCUGCUUCUUCUCUCCCUGGAAGAAGCCAGCAUGCAGGAGUUCACCAAGGCCUUUGAAGACAUCAAGGUGGACAUGGUGGUGUUCUCAUUUGGUGCAGGAGGGAAGGGUGGCCUGGAGAGGACCAAGGCAGUUGAUUAUGAGGGUGUGGUGAAAGUCUUUGAUGCUAUUGCGGCUAUGGAAAAGCCAGUGAGGUUGCUCCUGGUCAGCUCAAUCAACUCGCAUGACUGCAGCAAGCCUGCACCCUCACACUAUGUGAGAGGCAACUUCAAGUGGACAAUUGUGAGGCCUGGUUGGCUGAUCAAUAUGCCUGGAGUGGGGAUGGCAAGCAUAGGCAGGAUGGGAAUGAGCACCAGGAUUGUGAGAGAUGAUGUGGCACUUAUGCUUUCCCUCCUGGUUGAACAUCCCAAUGCUGCCAGGUUAGCACUGGACAUUGUAGGGGGAGAGACACCUCUCAAAGAGGCACUUGAUAAGGCCAUUGAAGCCUGUGAAAUGAACAUGUAUUGA